Nicotiana tabacum (common tobacco) is the source of this 639-nucleotide messenger RNA. RefSeq lists its product as uncharacterized. The record is from RefSeq and is a predicted model, not a curated record. Lineage: Eukaryota; Viridiplantae; Streptophyta; Magnoliopsida; Solanales; Solanaceae.
AUGACAGACGCGCCGCCGAUAACGGCGGAGGAGGUGUUCUACAACGGUCAAAUCCGACCCCUUUUCCCAUUAUUCAAUCAAAACCUUCUUUUGUCCGAGGAUGAUUUGGAAAAAUUGAAGGAGCGGUCACCGGUAAACAAGAUAUUUAUACAAACGGAAGAAAAUUCUCCGGCAACUUCCUCUUCAUCGGGAAAUCAAGAAAUCGCUGGACCGUUUUGUGAAUGGUCAAAAGAUAAUAAGGCAAUUGAAGCUGCUGCUUCUUCUUCUUCUUCUUCUCCUGAGGUAUGCAAAAAGAGUAACUCAACAGGAUUUUCGAAGCUAUGGAGAUUCAAAGACUUUCUUCACCGGAGUAACAGUGAUGGACGAGACGCCUUUGUAUUCUUGAACCCUACCACAACUACUCCAGCGAAGACAGAAGAAAAAGCCAAAUUCAACGAGCAAAUGCUAACGCAGAAGAUUAAAAAGAAGAAGGGUACUGUUGUAAAGAAGAGCGAAGGUGUGUUAGCACAUGAAGCAUACAUGAAGAGUAAAGCUAAGGAUGAAGAUCGCCGGCGAUCGUAUCUUCCUUACCGGCCGGAGCUCGUCGGAUUUUUCACUAAUGUGAACGGCGGAUUAACGAGGAACGUGCAUCCCUUCUAA